CGCUUUAAAAAAGUCAUUUUUGACGAUCAGUAAAAACGCGAUUUUUUGUUUUCGUCGGUGUUUUCUUGUUUCACGACAUCUUACGAAAUUAAUUGGCACAAUGACGUCACGGGGUAGGUCCAACAACAAUAAUGAGUGGGACCUCAUGAGGGAUGAAUACAACAAUUCCUCGUACGACCCCCAGUAUCCCGAUGACAACGUCAGUGGCGGAGUCCAACUCGACCAUUGUAGACUGUACAUCCGCAACAUUCCAAACGCCCUGAACGAAGACGGGAUCCGAACAGCCUUUUCCAAGUACGGGAACUUGCAUGAGGUCUACGUCAGCAAGGAUCCGGCCAAGAAAUAUGCUUUGGUCCGAUACGAGACACCGGGGGAAGCAAAAUUAGCAAUGACGAAACUCAACAACACUGAUCCGCUUAGACUCAACAUAACUAUAGCUCAUAAGAACAAAAACUCCAACUCAAGAGACAACUUCGGAAACGGACCGAGGCGAAACAACCGGGACGAUAACGCGAGCGCCAGCAGCAGAGAAAGGAGUUUCAGGAGACAUGACGAUAUGAUCAACGGUGAAGAUAUGGACGAGACUGCAAUGCCUACGCUUGAUGAUGAUUUGGACCCGGAGACGAAGAUGAAGGGCAUCCAGCUGGAGCUCCAACGGCUAAAAGUUCAGGAGCAGUCGAUGAUGCUGCAGCAGCAGCUGUUGCAGCUGGAAGCUGCCCGGAAGAAGAAUGUGGGUGUAACUCAAUCCAUCGCGUCCAACCGGUGCAUACUUCCAGACGGCAGAAUCGUGGUCCGCAAUGUUAACGACAGGAAUUUGGAGUCGCGUGACGUCGAAGGUAGCUUCGCGGCGGGUGCUGGUGAUUCUAACGAGCGGGAAACCGUGUGCUCCUGCAAAACCAAGCUCAAGAGAUCCUGGGAUCAGGCCAGCUCCGAAGGAAGCUCCACCCCGUCCACGUGCGUCCUUUGCUCGGAAGACAGCCGAAAGGACAGGCUAAACCAAGCUAAGUCUGUAGCCAGCAAAUACACUGAAAUAAGCAAAAAGUCCGACUAUUCCAGUAGAUUUGAUAAAACAACCGAUCUGAGUAGGAAAUCAGUAGCUAGCAAAACGACAGAUGUCAAGUCCGAGUUGAGUAAAACUGACACGGUUAGUAAAAGAUCUGACGUCACCAGUAAGAAGUUGGAUGUAGCUCAUAAGAGAGGCAAGAGUGAGAUCACUUGUGAUCUUAAGUACAGCGAUUUCUACAGCGAUAGCGAAGACGAAGCUGACGAAACGAAUCGACUCAUCCAACUUCGAAACUGUGACUACAUGGAUAUCGUAGGAGACUCUUUGAAGGUAGUUAUAGCGUUGGCCGGAUACCCCAAAUCGAAGAUGCGGUUACGACAAAUGCAGCUUUUUCAGCGCUGCCUGACUGACGUCAUAGAUAUGCAGUUGAAAGCCAAUCUUUUGAAGAAGGUACCCGUGUUUUUAGACUAUUACCUGAAUCGGGGCGCGAUAGUUUGCAUAUGCAAGGAUUUGGACACUAGAGAUUGGAUGGUGAGGAUAUCCCCGGGACUGCAAGAGAGGAUGUGCACCAAUUUGAUCCUACUCAAAGCUAAGGUGAAAAGGCUCUGUCUGGCUGUGCUGAAAAUACCUCAGUCCUGCUGGCCAGCCACCGCACAAGACGCUUUCAAACUCCUACAAUACUUCAACCCGACGCUAAAAACGGAUCAGUGGAAAAUCUACUCUCAGAAGAACGUCGAUAGCGUCGAAUGCACUUCGUUCCUCAUCGAUCGAGUCUCAGGCGAAAUCAUUCGAGGCCCCACCUUCAAAAACGUGAUCGAUUACAAUCAAACCGAAUUUGAACUCACUGGUUACACUGAAAUUUACUACGAGUGCUUGCUGUCUGAUCUUGAAGAUAUAUGCAGUGUCGCGUCCAGGGUCAAGCUUUUGGAAGAAUUGCGCUCUGAAGAGGCUACGCCAAGAAACAUCCAUAGCAGCAGAGCGGAAGUAACCCAAAAGUCUGAUGCAGUUGAAAAAGCAGAAGAAAUCGUCAUUCAACAUGUAGAAGAAGUAUACGACAACGACGAUUCAGACGUAGAAAUCGUCCCUAUUGAUGACGAAAAUGUAGAUCGCGGCGUGAAAGACGAAUUCGAAAACAACGUUCGGAACGAAAUAUUGAAGAAAUUGAAAGACGUUAAGUAUAUAAGCGAUAAAGAUGAAGUUAUAGUUUGGUCGGAUGAAGCGAACAACUACAAUAGUGAUCAGGAUGAGAGAGAGAAGAUUGAGGAAAUCACAGAAGAUGACAAUAACAAUAUUACAGCUACGUCAGCUGUCGCAGUGUCUGACAAGACUGAAUCUAUAAUUGAGAGCAACGAAAACCUAAUUAGUAGAAGUAGUAACCUAAAUAUCGAUAGCAAUAGAGGCAUAGCCUACCAUAGACGAACGAAUUAUUUGCACGUCGAAAACGAACUCAAAGUUGCCAUAACGUUAGAAGGGUAUCCGCAAAAUAAACUUGAAGGGACCCACAUAAGACGCUUGAAGCAUCUAUUCAAAGAGUACUUGCACAAGGACAUGAAGAUGCAAAGAUUUGCGAAUCUCAUCAUUCCAAAAUUCCAAGAUAUUUACUUGUCUAAUGGAGCUGUGAUAUACAUUUGUGAUAGCUUAGAAACUAAAGAUUACUUGACUGAAGUGCUGCCAAAAUUCAUCAACUCCACCGGCUUGAAGCUAACUUUUAGGGAUAUUAAGAAUCUAGUUAGGUACACUAGGGUAGUCCUGCGUUUGCCUAAAGAGCACGCUCAUGUUGAAUCUGUGGAAAUUUUGUUGAAACUGCAAGCGAAAUAUCCCGGUUUGAAGCCAGACUGUUGGAAAUACUAUUCGGACGUAGCUGGGAAGCAAAAAAGACAGUUUGGUGUCGACCCAGAAUCGCUAGAUGUGAUUAAAAGUCCAGAUUUUGAUCCUACUUACGAAGGAGAAAAGUUGAGCUUCAGAAUUAUUGAUCGGCAAAAGAGAGACGUAAGUUUCGAAGAUUCCUAUAAAGAUGACAAUGUUGAUGAUAAUGAUGAAGGAAAACAAUUGAGGGAUAAAGUACUGAAGAUGAUGUAUGCACCGAUCGACCCAGAGAUCACGAAUACUCCUCUCACUCGAAUCAGGACCAAUCACUAUUCAGAUCUGAUCGCCGACGACUUAAAACUGUACGUUGGUCCCAGUAACUACCCAGAGACACGCGUAGACGAAGUCCUGUUCCAUUCCAUCAAGAGAACUUUCGAGAACAUCGUCUGUGAUGCUUACGAGAAAGGAGUUUUCGAGCUUCCCAACUCCGUACCAACAUUCCACGAUAUGUACCUUUUCGACGGAGUGAUUUUCAUCAUCUGCCAGAACAUGAAUUCUAGAGAAUGGAUGGAGAAUUCCAUUCCUGAGGUUAACGAAAGGCUACACAUCAAUUUAAAGUCUACAGAAUUCCGCGGCGCUGUGGGAAUCAUAAGCAUGGUUGUGAAGACGGAUAAAGACACAGAUGUUGUGAUAGAACAACUACAGAAACAGAAUCCGAGACUUCGGACGAAGUAUUGGAGGAAAAUCAGCACAGUACGUGCAAAGACUAAACUGGAUGUAGUACUACAGAUAGAUAAACUCUCCGCUCAGGUUAUAACGAAGAGUGAUUUCAAUAAAUUCAUCGACGGGAACCCUGUACAGUUCAAACUCGGUCAUUUACAGUCUCUACUGAGACCCAAAGCGAGUCUUGAAGAACUAACCAAGAUGCAUUUGAAGAAAAUGAGCAACAGCAACGUAAAUGCAAAAGGGAAGAAGAAAGAAAAAGAAAUGACCAUCGAGGAAUUGAAAUCUGAUCUGAAAAGAAAGUAUCCAGACUUGAAAAUCGACCAAUGGGAUGUGAUUUCUCAAAACGAAGCCGACAUAAAAGUAUGCAAGUACGAAAUCGAUGAGUCUUCCCAAAUCGUCGAGACACCUACAAAAGAAACCUAUUCUGGUCGGGAGACAGUAACAGACCCUAAUACAGCAUACAGCGAUAUGCCCUCACCGACCGGGUCGCUGGGUCGGAAGAAUGUUGUAAUAAAGAUACCCUCUCGUCUACUACCUGAUAACAAGGAAGACUUAAACAUGGUCUUCGAUCUACUAGAGGACAAAAACCCUGGUCUCAACACAGAACUAUGGAAGGUAUAUACCGAUUCGUCUUACCCUGGCAACGGUCGAUUUACCCUGGUCAUAGACAGGCAGAGCGCGUCAGUAAUACAGGGCAAGAGUUUCAACCCCAAUAUUGGCGGCGAGAAACUUAAAUUCUUCUUUUAGACAUCCUAUAUGAUUGUACGUCGUAAGUUGAAGUUAGUAGGUUAGCUUGUGCCUUGAGAUAGAUCGUUUCAUCCACGAAGACGCGCCCCACCAAUUGUUGGCCGAGGGAAGCGCGGGGUGAUGGCAGUUUGAUCCGAACAAUCCGAGCGUCAUUAUUGUGGUGUGCUUGUGCACUAAAGGAUAAUUAGCGUGUACCGAUAACACUCAAACU
This is a messenger RNA of Ostrinia furnacalis (Asian corn borer), 4493 nucleotides long. RefSeq lists its product as uncharacterized. The record is from RefSeq and is a predicted model, not a curated record. The transcript is spliced from 10 exons. Bases 101 to 4282 code for a protein of 1393 amino acids. Gene Ontology annotation, molecular function: RNA binding. Lineage: Eukaryota; Metazoa; Arthropoda; Insecta; Lepidoptera; Crambidae.